Acanthoscelides obtectus is the source of this 178-nucleotide messenger RNA. NCBI's taxonomy places the organism in Eukaryota, Metazoa, Arthropoda, Insecta, Coleoptera, Chrysomelidae. The record is from the annotation of a GenBank genome assembly.
GUUUAGUUUUAUGCUGAUAUCUUUAUGAGCGAACUACUUAGAGUUACGCCACUUUGCGGGAUUGAAGAUACGCCUGUCUGCGGUAUAGACGACGAUGUGACGUACUGAUGAUUUCUAACAAGAACAGAACAGCGUCGUGUACAACUAGCUACAGAGGUAAGCACAAAGUGUGGUCAGC